Messenger RNA from Microthlaspi erraticum, 912 nucleotides. The record is from the annotation of a GenBank genome assembly. NCBI's taxonomy places the organism in Eukaryota, Viridiplantae, Streptophyta, Magnoliopsida, Brassicales, Brassicaceae.
AUGGGUUCUCUUAGAGGAAACGUUGAAGCAGAGCCCAUCUCUCAGUCAUUAGCUAGGCAAGGCUCUUCUCUCUAUAGCUUAAAGCUCCAUGAAGUCCAAACCCACUUGGGAAGCUCCGGAAAACCACUAGGAAGCAUGAACCUUGACGAGCUUCUCAAGAGUGUCUGGUCUGCUGAAGCUAAUCAGCCACCACAAGCAACAACAGAGGAAAGGAUUGCUCGUCAGGGAAGCUUGACUCUGCCUCGAGAUUUCAGCAAGAAGACGGUUGAUGAAGUUUGGAGAGACAUUCAACAGGACAAGUAUGGAAGCAGUACUAAUCCUCAUCAUGCUGAGAUGAGAGAUAAUAAUAAUAAGCAGCCUACACUCGGUGAAAUCACACUUGAGGACUUGUUGAUGAAAGCUGGUGUAGUGACUGAGACACUAGUCCAAGGCUCGAACCAUGGUGGUGGUGAUGGUGGUUUGGGGCAAAACGUAGCUCAAAAUGGGCAAUGGAUUCAGUAUCAUCAGCUACCUCCGAUGCCACCACAGCCUCAGCAUCAUCAACAUCAAGGGUUUAUGCCGUAUCCGGUUUGUGAGAUGCAAGAAAUGGUGUCUCCAACGUCUAUGAUGAUGGCUGGAAUAUCUGAUGUUCCACAAGCGCAUGGGAGGAAAAGAGUGGCUUCAUCAGGAGGAGAGAUUGUGGAGAAGACUGUAGAGAGGAGGCAGAAGAGGAUGAUCAAGAACAGAGAAUCUGCAGCACGCUCACGAGCUAGGAAACAGGCUUAUACUAAUGAACUAGAGAUUAAGGUUCAAAAGUUAGAAAAAGAAAAUGAAAAACUUCGAAAGCUACAGGAGGUGGAGAAGAUACUUCCAAGUGAACCGCCACCGGAUCCUAAAUGGAAGCUCCGGCGAACAAGCUCUACUACUUUCUGA